Selaginella moellendorffii is the source of this 3078-nucleotide messenger RNA. RefSeq names its product pentatricopeptide repeat-containing protein At2g13600-like. The record is from RefSeq and is a predicted model, not a curated record. NCBI's taxonomy places the organism in Eukaryota, Viridiplantae, Streptophyta, Lycopodiopsida, Selaginellales, Selaginellaceae. The transcript has a single exon. Gene Ontology annotation, molecular function: RNA binding; protein binding. Bases 1 to 3078 code for a protein of 1025 amino acids. Gene Ontology annotation, biological process: RNA modification.
AUGCAUUUCCUUCGACCCGCGCUCCACAGGUACUGCCACAGAUUGGGACAAGGCCGGGUUCACGGCACAGACUGCUCAGCGGAGCUCCUUUCGGGGUUGAAAUCCUGCGGGAGCUCCAAGGACUUAGAGAAGGGAAGGGUGCUCCACGAUCGCGCCAUCCAGAGCGGGGUUUGCUCCAAUCUCUACGUUUCUUGCAGCUUGAUCGGCAUGUAUGGGAGGUGUGGCAGCCUGGUUGAGGCGAGGAGGGUGUUUGAGAGGAUGCCUUGCCACAAUGUAGUGACCUGGAACGCUGUCAUCUUGGGCCACGCUGAGAAUGGCGAAGAAUCUCGUGCUCUGGAAGCCUUCUCAUGGAUGGAAAGCCAGGGUUGCGCACCGGAUGCCGGGACAUUCUUUGCAGCGAUCAAGGCUUGCUCGGCUCUAGCGGUCAGAGAAGCAGCGAGACUCAUCGGUGGGAAGAUGAUCAAGCUGGAAGCUCUGGAACAAGGCAUGAGAAUCCACUCCCGAGCUAAGAGCAGCGGCAAAGAUGAUCACGUAGCGAGCUCGCUGGUGGAAAUGUACGCCUACUGUGGAAGAAUGGUGGAAGCACGCAUGGUUUUCGAUACAAGCUCCCGGCACAGUGUCAUCUCGUGGACUGUUCUAGUGCUUGGGUACGUAGCAAACGGGGAGAGUGAGCUAGCGCUCGAGGUUUUUGGCAGUAUGGGAGCUGGAGAGAUCAAGCCGGAUGGUCGAUGCUUUGGCGCAGCAGUGAAAGCUUGCUCCGAUUUGGCUGAGAGAGAAAAGUGGGGAGAAGAUUUGGAUGGAACGGCUGUGAAAGUUGGCGCUCUGGGGAAAGGGAGAGAGAUCCAUCGCCAAGCGAGACGAGCGCUGGAUGUUUUCGUUGGAAAUGCUCUGGUGGAUAUGUUUGCGAAGUGUGGGAGCAUGGUUGAUGCCCGAGGAGUUUUCGACAAGAUGCCUUGCCACAGUGUGGUCUCGUGGAACACGCUACUGGUGGGAUAUGUAGAGAAUGGAGAAGCAGAGCGAGCGCUGGAAAUCCUUGCGUCCGCUACUACAGCGGAUUCCUUGACGUUUGUCGCUGGUUUGAAGGCCUGCAUUGGAUUAGCAGCGAAAGAAGAAGCCACAAGCUUUGAAGGGAAGAUGGUGAAACUGGAUUCUCUGGAGAAGGGGAUGGCGAUUCACAUCCAGGCCGCGGAGAAAGGAUUCGAGAGGGACGAGUUUUUGUCGAACACUCUCAUGGACAUGUAUGCCAAGUGUGGAAGCAUGGUGGAGGCCGAGAGAGUUUUCAGGAGCAUGCCUUGCCACGGCCUGGUGUCAUGGACGGUGCUUAUGCUGGGAUACGUGGAUAACUCGCAAGCAGAGGUAGCUUUGGAUUUGUUUUCUCAGAUGAAAAACAGAGGCCUCGUUCCAGAUGCUAUGGCUUUAGUUGCUGUGUCGAAGGCCUGUCUCGGCUUGGCGGCCAAGGAAGGGGCCGUGGUGGUUGAUGGAAAGCUGGUCAAGCUCAAAUGCUUGGAGAGAACAAUGGCUCUUCAUGGAGACUCGAGAAACUACUUUAAGACGGACGUGAUCUUGGCGAGCACUUUAGUCGACGCUUACGCGCGAAGUGCAAGCCUGCUGGAUGCUCGAAGAGUUUUCGACCAGAUGUGCUCGCACGACGUCAUGUCGUGGACUUCGCUGGUUCUGGCCUGUGUUGAUUGCGGAGAGGAAGACACGGCACUAGAGCUGUUCCAACGCAUGAUAUCCGAGGGGCAUGCGCUCACGUCUUCGAGCAUUGUCACAGCAGCACUCAAGGCUUGCAUCCGCGUCGCUGCAAGGGAAGAGGCCAUUCAGGUGGAUGGAAAGGCUGUCAAAGUUUCGUCACUGCAGAAAGGGAUUGCUAUCCAUUGCCAGGCUUCCAAACUCCUUCGACACUGGGACUUCGUUUUGGCCAGCAGUUUGAUGGAAAUGUACGCCAACUGUGGGAGUCUGGUGGACGCCCAGCAAGUUUUCGACAGCAUGCCACACCGUGAUGUAGUCUCGUGGACAGUGCUCAUGUCGGGGUACGCGGACUGUGGUGAUGGAGACAAAGUUUUGGAGCUCUUUGCGGGAAUGAAACUGAAACUCGGUCAGGCCUGCUGUGCUCUAGAUGCUCGAGCCUUCGUCCCCGUGCUCAAGGGAAGCUCUUCUGUGGGAUCGCUGGAAGUCACUAAAGCCAUUGUUGGGGAAGUAUACAGAUAUGGAGCCGAGAAAGACAUUGUGCUCUCCAACAGCAUGGUGGACGUGUUUGGAAAAGCCGGAAGUAUGAACGACGCACAACAGGCGUUUGACGCAGCUCAAACUCGAGAUUUGAUAGCAUGGAACGCUCUCGCAGCUGGGUACGGCCGCCAGGGCGACGCUGAGAAGGUCUUGGAUGUCUUUCAUCGGGCUGUGGACGACGAAGGCGUUGAGCCGGACAGUGUGACGCUGCUGUGCGUCCUCGCUGCGUGCAGUCACGCCGGGAUGGUGACUAGAGGCAGGAAGUACUUCGAUGCAAUGCUCACCAAGUAUGGAGUGAGUCCGAGGUGUGAGCACCGAGUGUGCGUGGUAGACAUGCUCGGUCGGGCCAACCAACUUGGCGAGGCACUGGUAAUGGUGACUAGCAUGGGCUCGGAAGCGAGAGCGCUCACUUGGAGGACACUCCUGGCUGCUUGCCGGACGUGGAGAGAUGUGGAGACUGGAAAGGUGGCGUUCGAAUCUCUCGUGAAUAUUGACGACAGAGACACGGCAGCAUACUCUCUCAUGUCCAACCUGCUUGGGAGCGUCGGAUUGUGGCAGGAGCAGUCACGGAUCCUGCGAAGUCAAGAGGAACUCUUCGCCCAGCAGCAAGUGGCAUCCUACAUCGACUGCGGAGGAUUGGUGAAAGAACGAGGACAAGCCCGUGCUUGUCUUGCCGAGAAAACAAGUGCCGCUCCGACACCAUCGCGCGAGCGGGCAAUUGAAGGGACGCGAGCUCAUCCGCGAGCAAGCACUUCCACUGGCAAGAGACACCAUCCAGAACCUCCUCAACCUUGUCCUUGGCAUGACAGCGUUCCGUCAACGAGAUUCCUCUGCUCCUUUCGCGAUUGA